CAAAGUGUACUACUUCACCACCUGGAGUCUGUCGUUCGUUUCCUCAUCAAAGCCGCUUAGGAUUCAAACCCUAUCAUCAUCUCUGUUUCUCUCUCUCUCGAUCGAUCCAUUGAACUUUUUAGAGGCCUAUUAGGAUUCUAACCCAGAUUCAAAGAAUUGGUUUCUCCUGUCUUCCUCACUUUCGGACCCAAUUAGGAUCUGCGUUGCCAAAUUUUGCCCUUUUAGUUGGGUUUGCAACAAAUUCCAGCUUUUUUAAAUCUCUUGUUUCUUCUUUAGAUUUGGGCCAAAUAUUCUCUCGAUCUCGUGUUUUUAUUCUUUUCUAAUCUCUUGUUUCGUCUUUUAAUUGGGGCGAAAACAUAUUCUCUCAAACCCUAUUUUUGGGAAUUGGUAACUGGGUCGAUGGCUACGCCCAGUAACGGUGGAAUGUCGGACGAGGCUACUAAACAUUUUGACGUGACAUAUUCGUCGGAAUUGGUAAAUGGGUCGAUGGCUGCGCCCAGUAACGGUGGAAUAUCGGACGAGGCUACCGAACAUUACGACGUGACCUAUUUGUCGGAAUUGGUAAAUGGGUCGAUGGCUGCGCCCAGUAACGGUGGAAUAUCGGACGAGGCGACCGAACAUUUCGACGCGACCUAUUUGUCGGAAUUGGUAAAUGGGUCGAUGGCUGCGCCAAGUAACGGUGGAAUAUCGGACGAGGCUACCGAACAUUUCGACGCGACCUAUUUGUCGGAAUUGGUAAAUGGGUCGAUGGCUGCGCCCAGUAACGGUGGAAUAUCGGACGAGGCUAUCGAACAUUUCGACGUGACCUAUUUGUCGGAAUUGGUAACUGGGUCGAUGGCUGAGCCCAGUAACAAUGGAAUAUCGAAUGAGGCUAUUGAAGAUUUCGACGAGACCAUCUUCUUCAAUUUCCCUCCAUCGCCCUUGCAUAUCCGUACAUUGUCACCACCACGGCCUGUUCUACCCCGUACAUUGUCACCGCCACGGCCUGUUCUACCCUCGUCUAAUUCAAUGGUUAGCCAACCAAUGGAAAUUCCGCCACAAAUAGAACAGCAGGAGGACAACCUUGGCCCGUACGGUUUUUUCCAGCUGCUGAAACAGCAGUCUCAGUGGAUGAACUUGCUGCUGGCGCUGCUGGCACCGAUGCUGCUGCGGUUGCCACUGAUGCAUCUGCAGGGGCUGCUGCAGGGGGUGCUGCAGCUGCUGGCACCGAUGCUGCUGCGGUUGCCACCGAUGCAUCUGCAGGGGCUGCUGCAGUGGCUGCUGCAGGAGCUACACCAACCGCUGGUGUUUAGCUUGCUGGAACUGCAGCUGCUGCAGGUGCUGGAGCUGCAUGGGCUGAGGCAGGUGAAGAAGCAGCAGAAGUGGAUAUUGUCGCUGCCGAGCCACAUGCAGGAGCCGCUGCUGCAGCAGUGGGUGCUCUCGUUGUCGGAUCUGACACGAGGGACGCUGCAGCAGAUCCUGCCAUCUUUGAGUGAGGCCACGGUAGAUGAUGAAGUUGGAAUUGGGGGUGUGGGAACAGGGGGAGGUGAAAGGGAAAAGGGUGAAAAGGAAAAUGUUCAAUUGAGUUCUGGGUGGUUGGGAAAAAGGAAAAAGACGGCAAAAACUCCAGAAGGAGAAAGAGGCAGCAAGAAAACUACUGGAGGUAGAAUUGCAAUUCCUUUGGAAGGCAUCCCACAAACUAAGGAUGCUGCAAUGAACCUAAACGUUAGCCGAUCCACACAACUGAAUCCUGAUCCUGUGCCUUCUGAUCAAGCCUUAGCGGCUAAAAUUGACAUCAACAGUGUUGUUGUAAAGGAAAUUGUGCCACCGUUGUUUUUGCCAACAGCUCGACAAGGGAACUUAGAUGAGGAUUUUGGCAAUGGAGUUGAGGCAGUUGGAAUGGGGAGUGAGCGAACAGGGGAAAGGGAAACGGAAGAUGGUCAUUUAAACACCAGGGAUUUGGGAAAAGGGAAAAGGAUGAAAAUGACCCCAAGAGGAGAGAGAAGAAACAAGAAAACUACUGGAGUUAGAAUUGAAAUUCCUCUCGAAGAUAUCUUACAGACUAAGGAAAUGCUUCUUAUAGAUGCUGCAAAGCAUCUCAAAGUUAGCAUCGCUAAACUGAAAAGUUCUUGUCGGGAGUAUGGUAUCCACAGAUGGCCACCUCGCAAUGAACACAAAUUUAUUAGGCAAUCUCUCCCCAAUGAAACUCCCGCGGUUGUCGGUCAAAAGGGAAUCCCACAGUUGUCUUCUCAUACUGUGCCUUCUACUCAAGCCUUGAUGGCUACGGUUGACACAAAUAGUUUUUUUGAAAAGGAAAUUCUGCCGCCACAGUUUUUGCCUACAGCUCAACAAGAUAACCCUGAUGCGGGUUUGGGCAAUGAUGAAGAUGAAGCCAUUGGGACGGGGGUUGAGGGAACAGGGGAUGGUGUAAUAGUAGAGGCUCAGUUGAAUUCUGGGUGUUUAGGGAAAGGGAAAUUUAAGGAAAAGAGCCCAGGAGGAAAGAGAGGUAACAAAGGAACUACUGGAGUUAGAAUUGCGAUUGCAAAGGAAGAUAUAUUACAAACCAAGAGAAUGCGUCUUAAAGAUGCUGCAAAGCAUCUCCAAGUUAGCCGAUCAACGUUUAAGAGAGUUUGUCGGGAGUAUAAUAUCUACAGAUGGCCACCUCGCAAGGAACACGAGCUUAUUGGUCAAUCUCGUCCUAAUGAAUCUCCAACGGUUGUUGAUCAAGAGCAAAUCCCACAAUUGAAUUCCGAUACGUUGCUGCCUUCUAAUCAAGUCUCAGCUACUAUUGAUACAAAUAGUGUGAAGGUAAAGGUAAGGUGUGAAGAAGGAACAACAAUGUUUCGGUUGUCUUGUCCGUGGCUAAAGGAAGAGCUGGAACAAGUGAAAAAGAGGCUGUCAUUCGAGGUUGGAACUUAUAAUAUCGGUCAAUCUCGUCCUAAUGAAUCUCCUGCAGUUGUUGAUCAAGAGCAAAUCCCACAAUUGAAUUCCGAUACGUUGCUGCCAUCUAAUGAAGUCUCAGCUACUACUGAUACAAAUAGUGUGAAGGUAAAGGUAAGGUGUGAAGAAGGAACAAUUAUGUUUCGGUUGUCUUGUCCGUGGCGAAAGGAAGAGCUGGAACAACAAGUGAAAAAGAGGCUGUCAUUCGAGGCUGGAACUUAUAACAUCAAUUACAAAGACGAGGAUGAUGAUUUGAUGUUAAUAAAAUGCGAUGAAGAUUUAGAGGAAUGUAUCUCCAGUUCUAGCCGGCUGGGCACUCGUUCGAUUGAGCUAUUUCUUAUACCAAAGUAGCUCAUGAAUGUGGCGUUGACCAACUUUAAUCUUGGUACUUAAGCAUUUACCUUUCUUAGUAUUUACUGUAAAAGUGUUUGGUUGUACAGUCAAACUAUUUGUCCAAUACCUUUGUAUUUGAGUUGCUGUUGCUAUAGUCUGAAAAUUUAGUGCUUCA
This is a messenger RNA of Rhododendron vialii, 3427 nucleotides long. RefSeq lists its product as uncharacterized. Gene Ontology annotation, molecular function: DNA-binding transcription factor activity; protein binding. The record is from RefSeq and is a predicted model, not a curated record. NCBI's taxonomy places the organism in Eukaryota, Viridiplantae, Streptophyta, Magnoliopsida, Ericales, Ericaceae. Bases 400 to 3270 code for a protein of 956 amino acids. The transcript is spliced from 4 exons.